AUGGUCCUGCAUAACACUAUCCUCAGUCUGGCUACGGGUUUGACCCUGGCUGCUUCCUCUGUCGUUGCAGCUCCUCCUGCCCCUCCAUGCCCACCUCUUCCCCCAGCUGCUGUUCCUCAGGGAAAGAUUGAGGGUUUCCGCGAUACUCACUGUAACGCUGUGUACCUGGGCGUGCCUUUUGCUGCAUCCACUGGUGGACAGAACAGAUGGAAGGCACCUCAGAGUCUCCCCAACUCUACCCGACGUUUCACAGCCAAGGCUUACGGACCAACAUGUCCUCAAGCUAUUAGCAGUGAUGCUUUCACUCGCCAAGACGAGGACUGUCUGAACCUCAACAUUUGGGCCCCCAAAGAUGGCAAGAACCUGCCUGUAUUCGUUUACAUGUAUGGCGGUGCCAUGGUCACUGGCUCCAGCAGCAACCCCCAGAUCCAGGGCACAAACUUUGCCCGCAAUGGAGUUAUCUAUGUCAACUUCAACACCCGAGAGAGCAUCUUUGCUUCACCUCACUCUUCCGAGUUGAAAGAUGCCAAGCCCAAUGACACCCAGAACUUUAGCAUUCUGGAUGUUGAGAAGGCUCUUGACUGGGUCCACAAGAACAUCAAGGCAUUCGGUGGUAACCCUGACCACAUUGUCUUUGGUGGCCACUCCUCUGGUGGUGUUCAGGUUGACCACUACCUAUGGAACCACCCCAAGACCUUCCUCAAGGGUGCUGUUGAGAUGAGCGCCAACGCCGUCUCAGGCCCCGCUUAUGCCCCCGUCGACGAGGCUCUCAACGCUGUGGCCGAGGAAGUUGGCUGCCCCAAGGCUGGAAACGCUCAACUCGAGUGUCUCCGCAACGUCAACCUCUUUGACUUCCAGACCAAGAACUUCAACUCCACCUUCAACACCUGGUUCACUCCCGUUAUUGACGACAUUACUCGGUUCUCUGACUACCCCGCCCGUCUUGCUUCCGGCGGCUACGCUUCUCAGGUCCCUCUUCUGACUGGUACUUCCAACGGCGAGGGAACCAUCUUCAGCCUUGUCUAUGGUGCUGAGAACAGUGACUUUAGCUCUUGGAUCAACACCUUUGACGCUGACAGUGCUCACAUUCCUGACGCUGAUCUCAUCUCGGCUUACAACCCUGCUGAUUUUGCCAGCGAGUCUCUUCGCAGCGGUAUCCAGUACGGUGACGCCCGCUUCAACUGCCCUGUCGAUUACCUUCUUGAUCUCCGCAGCGAGCAGCAGAAGACUUGGGUCUACCGUUUCUUCGGUGCCUACGACAACGUCGUCGGACCCCCCAACACUGCUCCUACCCACGGCACCGAAGUCCCCUUCUUCCACGGUGGCAAUGAGUGCUUCAAGUCCCUUCAGGGUGUCACCACAGCCCAGCAGAAGCUUGCCGACUCCAUCCACAAGUGGUUCGUCGCUUGGAUCAAGAACCCCGCUGCUGGCCCUGGCUGGAACACCGUUGACAAGUCUGGCGAGUUGGUCAAGCUUGGUGUCCCUGGUGACGAGCUUACCCUCGAGAAGGCUGCUCGAAGUGACUUUAAUGGCGUGUGCCAGGCUGUCUACAAGCCUAACAUGCCCAAGUACCCUGUUGUGCAGUCUGUUGAAGCCAUUGUUGAGAAGCUCUUGGCUUAA
Molecule: messenger RNA, 1620 nt
Organism: Fusarium pseudograminearum CS3096
Lineage: Eukaryota; Fungi; Ascomycota; Sordariomycetes; Hypocreales; Nectriaceae
Exons: 4
Coding region: 1-1620 (539 amino acids)
Source: RefSeq, a predicted model, not a curated record